Molecule: messenger RNA, 443 nt
Organism: Sipha flava (yellow sugarcane aphid)
Lineage: Eukaryota; Metazoa; Arthropoda; Insecta; Hemiptera; Aphididae
Source: RefSeq, a predicted model, not a curated record
UUUUUUCGAAUUGAAAUCCGAUCCCAGUACUUUAAAAUGUACGAUACGGUGCAGUAACGAUGUUGUGUUCAACGUGAACAACAGUAUGGCACCGUUGUUGGGUUUCAAUAAAACAACUCGCCUACCCGCCAACAUCAAACACGAAUCCAGCGACUUGGUGAACAUUAUGCGAAUAAAUUGUAUAAAAGUAGUAUGCAAUUUGGCCUUAGGGUCAUUCGAGAACGGAAAGCAGUCACAUACAAUACACGAAUUUUAUCCAGCGGUCGCGCCGGGAUUCAAAAUAAUCGAAGUACCGAAAUAUUGUGUUUUAUAUCGGCUAGGGACGAACACCGUGGAUAACGUGCGUGUAACGUUGAGAGAUCAAGACGAUAAAUUAAUUAAUAUACGUGGUGAGACGUUGAACGUACGUCUUCUCGUUAAAAAAAAAAUAUAAUAAUAAUCGA